AUGAAAAGCUUAAGAGAUAAAAAUCCAACUUUAUUUUCUUCGCUUGCAAGCAGCAUUAAUGUUGAGCAAGGAUAUGAAGGCACUGUACAGAAAUUAAACAACAGCAAGUUUUUCUUUAAUCGAAGAUACCUUGCUGUAGACAAUUAAAAAUGUCAGUUAGGGGUAGGGCUUAGGUCCUACAUCGGCUCAGCGAGAGAAGUUCACAACUUUUUGAGAGUCUCGGAUUAAGAGAAUAGAUCUAAAAUGUGCCUGGUGUAGAUUGAGAGAUCCGAGAGGGCUUAAGGCACAGAAGCAGUUUGACAAUUAGACGAACCCAUCUACCGUUAUUAAAAGUGUGAUCCAAGCUGAGGCCAAGAAGUACGGGACUUGAAGAAUUAACAUAAGCUCAAACUUUAAACCUUGUUGUAAAAAAUGGGCUAAUUUCUUAUUUCAGAAACCCUCCAAGCGAAGGCAUCCCCACAACUCCCAACAAAACCCCUCCAAUGCCCAAAGCAAAAGUCCACGCAAUCGACUGCGAAAUUAAACGAGUAGACCCUGAAUACUCCAAAAAAAAGAAAAAGCCCUUCAUGUUUCAAAUUUCAUUUUGGGUUGCUCAAGGCAAAAAGCCCAAAAGAAUUAUGUGAAUUUUCGCAGUCGAAACAGAGAUGAUUUUAAAUACCUGGCUAGAUUUUCUACAACGUGCAAGACAUCCUAUAAAUGAAAGUGAGGAAGAGCAAGGGUUUCAAUACGAACUGCCUGAAGACAAUUCAGAAAACGAAGAUGAAAAUGAAGAAGAAAAACUAAAAGAAAUGGAAAAAAUCAACCAAGAAAAGCUGAGGGCUGAGAAACUUAAAGCUGAACAAGAAGAAAAUUUCAAAAGGAGCUUGGAGCUGGAAAAGAGAAAAGCAAGACAGAGGGAAAAAGAAAAAGAAGAAAAUAGGAAGAAAAUGGAAAUUGAAUAUGAGCUGCAAAGACUGCAAGAAGAAGCUGAUAAAAAGAAAAAAGAAGAGCUGGAAAAUCAGAGGAAGGAAAGGUUUAGAAAGCUGCUGGAAUAUUCGUGGGAUUAUAGGUUUCAAAAUUUGUGAAGUAGAGUGUUAGGGUCAAGAGAUGACUAUGAACAAAAUUUGACGUACGGAAUAAGACUGUUUAAGCAUUUAGGAGUUUUUGAGCAAAAAGCUGUGCAAGCGAGUAAAGCUAUAAUUGAUGAGCUGUACCAGCCAAAAACAAAAAGAAGAAUCCAGCCUCUUUCAGACUCUCUAGUGCCUAUGUAUAUUUAUCAAAACAUGAUAUUCCGCUUAACAUGAGACCAAGAAGACAGUAAUUCUUGCAAGCUAUUUGGGCAUGAAUUUCGUGCCUCUGAUAUGCUUCUUGAUGCUCUAUUUUUACUAGGUAGAAAAGAGCAAACAUUUCACUUGCGAGUUCCUUUAACUUCUGUUAUUGACUACAAAGGAUUUCGGAUGCUCGUUAUUGCUUUGUCACCAUUAGACGGUGACAGAACCUUAAUUCAUGGGCCAAGCUCAGAAGGUGUAUAUCAUGCCUCUUUGCCUAUUUACGACUAUUUGUCAUGAAUAGCCCAAGUCUUAAAUCUAAAAGAACACAAAUUUGAAUGAGAUGAAAGAAUAGCUCCUGCUUAUGUCCAUUUAAGCGUUUUCACACAAGUCCAUAAAAGUUUAGGUUAUAAAGAACUAGAAGAAUAUGUCAAAGAAAGCAUGGGCUCAGAUUCUCCUGAAGAAGUGACUAGUGAAGACCAUAUGUACAUGGUAAAAUUAUCUGAUUUAUUGCCUAUUGAUAUUGAUAUAAAUAAAUCUGAUCCUGAUUUUUCACAGCGACUAAGGCCGGAAUUUAUAUGUGACUUUGAAAAUCCACUAUCUGCAGAUGCUUUUAUUAAUAGUUCUGAAGAAAAUGCGAACCAAGAAGACAUAGAAGUAGCUGAGGCUAGUAGAUAUUUGAAAACAGCUAAAAUUCCUGAGCUAAUUGAGCUGUUGGAUUCUUUGAGCAUUAUGCCGAUUGAUUCGAAAUCAAUGACACAAGCUUUGCAUAGUAAUGGGAUUAAUAUAAGAUAUUUAGGAAUAAUAUCAGAGCAGACAAGUCUGCCGCAUAUUAAAGAUAUAGCAACUGUAGAAAUUGUAGCAAGAACUUGUAAGCAUUUAUUGUUUCAACAGUUAGCAGAACUAAUGCUUGAGUCUAGCGAUUUGUCUCCGGAGAGAAAAGCAACAGAUAUUGGAGAAGAUAAAUUAAUGGGCACUUUAGGCACAAAAACUGUUGAAGGCAAUUAUUUAGAUGAAGCUAGCGAAAAAAUUAAAGAUGAUAUUGAAAAAGCUGCAUCCUUAUCGUAUCAUCAAAGUAAACCAAUUAAUUAUGAAUUAAAGAUUUUAUAGAGCUGAAAGUAUUAUUUUACACUUUAUAUUAAAAAUAGAUAUUCCAUUUAGGAAAAGAGCUUUCACAAAAAUGAUAGCAGUCUCUUUACAAAUGCCUAUACAAGAGACUCUAGCUGAUUCUCAUAGAAUUGAUCCCGUUUCUCCAAGAUCUCACAUAAGAAUGGAUGCUUCUAUAAACUAAAUUAAUUAAAUUACGGCCAUUAGACCUUAAAGUCUGAUUUUUCAAGUAAUUUCUCCAAAGUCUAUCCUUUUCAAGUAAUUUCUUUGCUUCUAUAAAGGAAUGCGUCGUUGACUAUUUAAACUUGGUUUUCACAUACAUAAAUGGCGAUGACAUCUGACCCGUCCUCUCGUGUUCGUGUGAGGGUAACCCAUGCAUAUCUGGGGCAUGAUUUUCGGAGUCAGGAGUUGGUCCAGCAAUAUCUGGUGUCCUGCAGUGAAGGACUUAAGCACAAAUCCUCAGAUUUGUGGCCUGAUCCAAUGGAGUUGUUCACAACUUUUUUUUACCAGCAACGCUCGAGCCAGCUACACCGAAAUGGAGGAGGGUGAAUUACCUGCUCAAGCUGCUAUGGUGAUAUGCCUCGAAUUGUGGAAGAGGUUGAGUUUUUCUUAAGUGAUGAUCUGGGAAAAAUGGAAAUCUAAUCUAAUCUAAUAAAACUUGGUUUUUGGCAGCGGAGAAGAAAGUGAUUUAUUCUGGGAUGGGAUUUUACUCCCAAAAGCUUCCAAAAAUUUCAACAUCAGUGAAACAACUUUAACAAAAAGCCAAAUAAACCUCCAUGCACUUUUACAUGCCGUCUGCUAUCAUUGCGGCCUUAAUUUAACAUUCUAUAAAGAAACUGAGCUUGGAAAAGCAGAAAACCCCUUUGUUUUACAAAAUCUCGAUAAAAUAAAUGAAAAAGUUAAAAUGUUUUCUAUGAAAAAUGUAGAGUACAAAAUUUUGGCUGAAAAAUAUUUAGAGUAUAAAGAUGCAAAAAACCACGGUUUAUCCUUACAAACUUGCAAUUUAAAACUAAGAAUAAGCAAAGCUCUGAGUUCAGAUCCAGAGUAUUUAGGAGAUCCUGCACUUUUAGCUGAUAUUGGAGAAAUCCUUUUAGAGACUGGGGAUGCAGAAAAUGCAGUUAAAAAAGCAAAAGAAGCCCUAAUUCAAGUGCAUCCUUUGCAUUCAGAAAGCGUAAAAAGUUGGUGUGUAUUAAUGAGAGCUCUUUUUCAAAAAAAUAUGAUGGAUGAAGCGCUGCAGUGCUUUGAUAAUGCGUUAAAUGCUCUUGAUUACCAUUGGGGUCCUUAUCAUCCUUUGCAUUCUACUAUCUACUCUAUUUUAGCCUUUUUGUAUAUGCAGAGGCAAAAUUAUGAUGAUUCACUUAUUCUCUAUAAAAAUUCACUUAUGUGCUGCUUAAGGGUUUUAGGUCCAAAUCACCCGCAUACAGCUGAAGUUUAUAUGGAGCUUGGGAAUCUUUAUAUUAGGAUUGAAGACCAAGCUGAAGCGUUGGCUGCUUUUGAAAAAGGAUAUUCUAUAUAUGAAGCAUCAAUAGGUAAAAAUUCAAUAAUCACAGUAAAUGCAGGAACACAAUUAGCCCAAUUAUUGAUAAACCAAGGAAGAUAUGACCAAGCGAAGCCAAUAAUUUCUCAUUGUUGUGAAGUCCAUGAGCUUAUAAUUGAAGAGCUUGGUCGUGAUAAAGACCCAGAAAACUCAGUUAAAAUAGCUCAUCAUUAUGAUAAGCUUUAUGAAAUUUUAGCCCUUGGACUGACACUUGCAUUAGCAAUAUUAAAUUAUAGCUUAGUUUUAGUGUAUUGUGAAAGACUAUGAGAAGUAUUAGAAAUAAGAAAUGAAGAGACUGAUAAGGAAAUCAUUGGAAGGGUUUUAAAGUUUGCACUUGAAGCAAAAUUGAAGCUGUUAAUACCUGAUAAAAAAAAUCUAAUUUUGAGUGCUUUAUUGAAAGAAGAAGAGAAUACUGACCAAGAAGAAGUAUAACAAUAGAAUAAAAUAUUAUAAAUUUUAUAUGUAUAUAAUUAGAGUGAAAAUACAAUACUGCCAGGCAUAUAUAAAUAUGUUGAAGAAAUUAAUAGCCAUAAAUAUAUGGAAAGGACUAGAAAAGAUGGAGGACUAUGCAGACAUGUUGAUAAGUUGAUUGAAGAAACUGUAAGUUUAGAAAGAAAAAGAGGAAGAAUUAUGGCUACUGAUGAUAAUAUUAGAUUGAGAAAAGCUGUAGAAGAAUUGCAAGGAAUAUUAGAAGUUGUAGGACCAGAAGUUCUUGAUUUAUAA
Molecule: messenger RNA, 4614 nt
Organism: Blepharisma stoltei
Lineage: Eukaryota; Ciliophora; Heterotrichea; Heterotrichida; Blepharismidae
Source: the annotation of a GenBank genome assembly